Molecule: messenger RNA, 971 nt
Organism: Cannabis sativa
Lineage: Eukaryota; Viridiplantae; Streptophyta; Magnoliopsida; Rosales; Cannabaceae
Product: CASP-like protein 1F2
Exons: 3
Coding region: 115-756 (213 amino acids)
Source: RefSeq, a predicted model, not a curated record
AUAUAUCUUUUCACUAUAAAUAUAUAUAUAUAUAAAUUAACCCAACUCAUCAACAAGAGUAGUUAUUUUCUCAUAGAAAUUAAGUUAAUAAUAAGCUUUAUUAUUAUUUAAAUAAUGGAGAAGAAUCCACUUUCAUCAGAAGAAGAGAAAUCUACAACAACAAUUCCAAUCUCAUCAUCAUCAAGCUCAUCACGUAGUAGUAUUUUCAUAGCUCAAAUCUGUCUCAGAAGCUUAGCCAUUGUUUUUGCCUUGGCUGCAAUUUCUCUUACACUCACUGAUAAACAAACCAUCUCACUAUUUGGUCUUCAGUUCAAAGCUCGUUACUCUUACUCCUCUGCUUUCAGGUUCUUGGUUGGUGCUGAUGCAGUAUUGUGUGUCUCAUCUUUACUGUCCUUGAUCUUUCUUUUUGGUCUCUUGAAGCGUUCUCAGCCAAACUCACUCCAAACCAAGUUGUUCUUGCUUUUUGUGCAUGACACCGUAAUGAUGGUGUUGGUGGUGGCGGGAUGUGCGGCGGCGACCGCCAUAGGGUACGUGGGGCGGCACGGGGAAGUACACAUGACGUGGCAAGCUGUAUGUGAGCAAGUGCCCAAAUUUUGCAAUAGAAUGAUGGUGGCUGUGAUGCUUUCUUACUUGGCUUUUCUUGCCUAUUUCACCUUAACUCUUCUCUCUGCUCAUCGUCUCAUGACUCGUCCAACUCAUUGGACAAUAUGGACCCAACUCAGACCUACUCAGUCUCAGAAUCCUUCAGCUGAAUGACUGAUUCAACUAUGUUAUUUUAUGUUUUUGUGGCCUAUGAAAUAAAUAUCAUAAUAUAUAAAAAUAUUUCUCUUGUAUAAAAUGUUUCAGUUUUAUUAAUUUUUAGUCGGUGUAGUUAAUGGUGUUACCCAACCCUUUUUUUUACAAUAAUGUUAUAGAGCUUGUUUGUUAUGUGGCAUUGUUAAUAAUAAAGAAUUGAGUAUUGUUAUUAGGCA